Octodon degus (degu) is the source of this 1179-nucleotide messenger RNA. RefSeq names its product CD79b molecule (gene Cd79b). The record is from RefSeq and is a predicted model, not a curated record. Gene Ontology annotation, biological process: B cell differentiation; B cell receptor signaling pathway. Bases 22 to 729 code for a protein of 235 amino acids. The transcript has 6 exons. Gene Ontology annotation, molecular function: transmembrane signaling receptor activity. NCBI's taxonomy places the organism in Eukaryota, Metazoa, Chordata, Mammalia, Rodentia, Octodontidae. Gene Ontology annotation, cellular component: external side of plasma membrane; membrane; B cell receptor complex.
CACAGGCACGGCACGCGGACUAUGGCGGGGCUGGCGCUGUGCCCCGCGUCCGGCACCUGCAUGGCGCUGCUGCUGCUGCUGCUGCUGCUGCUGUCAGGUGAGCCGGUGUCACCCUUCAAUUGGGAGGACGUGUCCCGGAAUCCCAAAGGAAGUGCAUGUUCCGGGAUGUGGCAGUAUCCCCGAUUCGUGGCCAGGAAAAGGGGCUCUGUGGUAAAAAUUCAUUGCCACACAAACACCUCCAGCUCCUCUAACAACGUGACCUGGUUCUGGAAGCAGGAGGCAGACAAGGAGCCCCAGGAGCUGCCCACCAAACAGGGCCACUUCAUGCGGACCCACAAUGGCUCCGUCCAUACCCUCACCAUUCAAGGCAUCCAGUAUGAGGACAACGGUGUCUACUUCUGCCAGCAGGAGUGCCCUGGGAACCCCCCUGCUGUCUUCCAGAGCUGCGGGACAGAACUUCGAGUCAUGGGGUUCAGCACCUUGGCCCAGCUGAAGCGGCGGAAUACGCUGAAAGACGGCAUCAUCAUGAUCCAGACCCUCCUCAUCAUCCUCUUCAUCAUCGUCCCCAUCUUCCUGCUGCUGGACAAGGAUGACAGCAAAGCCGGCAAGGAGGAAGACCACACCUAUGAGGGCCUGAACAUUGACCAGACAGCCACCUACGAGGACAUAGUGACGCUGCGGACAGGGGAGGUGAAGUGGUCUGUCGGGGAGCACCCAGGCCAGGAGUGAGGAGCUGUCCCCAUUCCCCAGGACCGUCCUGGGCCUCACUGACUGCACCAGAGCUGCCUGGUUCGUGUUCAUGGCCUGUUCCCCCUCUCUGGACCCUAGCUGGCCUCUGAGGCUGGCCCACCAGAGCCACCUCCCCCUCCAGCUUCUGGUCCCCAGCUCUUGCCAAAGGGCCUAGGACAGAAGGACCACAGACAGUGAUUUGGAACAAGGAGUUCUCUGGGGAGGGGCUGGGCCCAGCCUUCCCGCCUCUGGGACGUGAAAGCAGAGAGACUUGUUGAAAACUGCGCAUGGACUCAAAACAGACGAGUUCCACACAGGGCCUCCAUGGAGGGCUUCCUGCAGGGCCAGGCCCCAGCGCUCCAGCAUGACCAUCAAGAACGUGCCCCUCUCUCCCAGCCCCCCAUCUGACAGGGCACCAUGCAGGGAACCCCUUCUCCCGUGAAAUAAACA